AUGUAUGAAGUGAGAUUAGACGUCGAAGAUAAGAUACUAACAGGAGGAAUAGGAAACACUGAGGCGUUUCCGAAGGACUGGCUGAUGCUGUACCGGUGGGGAAAACGUCGGAAGGGCGAGAAACAGAAGACGGCAGACGGCUACGAGGUCGACCAUGUAACUGUUGGGGGCCGAACAGCCUGUUAUGUCCCUGCUCUUCAGAAGAAAUCAGCCUCGUCUCUUAGCGAGUCUACUGCUUCGAAACUGUCAAAAACCAAAGUGAAAUCAGAAACCUCAGAACCUGCUAAACCCACGAAAGCCAAGUCUCCCAAGAGCCGAGCCAAGAAACCCAAAGUCGAAGAAGAGUCGGGCGACAACCUCGACGACGACGGCGAAGAAGCACAUCCGCCAGCUAAAAAGGGCAGAACCACCCGACGAAGCCAGCGAAACAAUUUAUAA
This is a messenger RNA of Sugiyamaella lignohabitans, 438 nucleotides long. RefSeq lists its product as uncharacterized. The record is from RefSeq and is a predicted model, not a curated record. The transcript has a single exon. The coding region runs from base 1 to 438 and encodes 145 amino acids. Lineage: Eukaryota; Fungi; Ascomycota; Dipodascomycetes; Dipodascales; Trichomonascaceae.